Acomys russatus (golden spiny mouse) is the source of this 368-nucleotide messenger RNA. Its product is annotated as nucleosome assembly protein 1-like 1. Bases 75 to 353 code for a protein of 92 amino acids. The record is from RefSeq and is a predicted model, not a curated record. The transcript is spliced from 4 exons. NCBI's taxonomy places the organism in Eukaryota, Metazoa, Chordata, Mammalia, Rodentia, Muridae.
UCACUGCCUGCGCAGCUCCGGCCGCUCGGCUCCGCGUCCGAGUCUCCUGGAACGAUUUGUGGAGGUCUUACAAGAUGGCGGACAUUGACAACAAAGAACAGUCUGAACUUGAUCAAGACUUGGACGAAGUUGAAGAGGUAGAAGAAGAAGAAGCGGGUGAAGAGACAAAAAUCACAGCGCGUCAGCUAACUGUUCAGAUGAUGCAGAAUCCUCAGAUUCUUGCAGCCCUUCAGGAAAGACUUGACGGUCUGGUAGACACACCAACAGGAUACAUUGAAAGGUACAAGCUCUUUUUUUUCUUCUCCCUUCCUUAUUUAUCUUCUAUAAAAAGCCAUCUGAGUUUAUCUAUGUGAUCCUGGAGAGCUAAU